This is a messenger RNA of Solanum lycopersicum (tomato), 582 nucleotides long. RefSeq names its product early nodulin-93-like. The record is from RefSeq and is a predicted model, not a curated record. NCBI's taxonomy places the organism in Eukaryota, Viridiplantae, Streptophyta, Magnoliopsida, Solanales, Solanaceae.
CUUCACUUCACUCACAAAAUCAUCAAUUUCUUGAUAAAUUAAGAAGCAUUAUCAUAUUAUUAUUAUUAUUAUUUGUAUAAUUUUUGUUUAUACAAAAUUAAAAUGGCCAAGAAUGUGAGUUUAGCUUCAAUGGAUCAAAAACUAGCUAUGGCUAAGCGUUACUCUUAUGAAGGAGUAGUAGCAGGAGCAAAAGCAGCUGUUGUUGCAUCUGUUGCUACUGCCAUUCCAACAUUUGCUAUUGGGAAGAUGUCACCAUGGGCAAGAACCUAUCUGAAUCCAACAGCUAAAGCUCUAAUCAUCUCAACAGUUGCUGGGAUGGCAUAUUUUGUUGUAGCUGACAAAACUAUUCUCAAAACAGCAAGGCAAAACUCUUUCAAAUAGGCCUAAUUAAGGCUCACAAAUAAAUUAAUUUAAGUAUUUUAGAGUAUGUCUAAUAUAUUAACAUUACCUAAUUUCUAUUUAGGUAUUGAAUGAUUGUUAUGUAUUGUUUUAUAAUUGUAUUAUUUUGUUAUAUUAUAUCAUACUAUUGUCUUAGUAAAUACAAUAUAUGAAUAAAUUUUAUUGUUCUUUGUUGUUACGUAA